Molecule: messenger RNA, 1713 nt
Organism: Strongylocentrotus purpuratus (purple sea urchin)
Lineage: Eukaryota; Metazoa; Echinodermata; Echinoidea; Camarodonta; Strongylocentrotidae
Product: ras-related and estrogen-regulated growth inhibitor
Exons: 5
Coding region: 577-1329 (250 amino acids)
Molecular function (GO): GTP binding; GTPase activity
Source: RefSeq, a predicted model, not a curated record
UUACAUUCGCAUGUCCUGCUACGAGCGGGCAGCCGAGUGCACGGUAAAACAGGACGAUAUCGACUUCUCGAUUGCAUCCCCUGUCGUCUGCUCGGCUUGACUAGCUCCUGGCUUGAAGCUUGGAAGGGAUUUGACGGAAGGAGUUUACUGCAGUUUUUAGGUGCAACUCAGUUCUGCUUCACCUUAGGCAAGUUUCGUCACUUCAACCAAUCAGAGCAAGCCGAAGUGCGAGCCAGCCUAUGACGUCAUAGCCAUCAACCAAUCAGGACCUUUCAUACCGAAGCCGUAGGAGACAACGGAGAAGUUUCAUUGUGCGGACCCCAGCGUGCACUCGACCGUGCAACUUUGUUUGUGCUAAAUGAGUAGGCAGGAACCAGGCCGAUGAAGUUCAUUUCAAUCGAGGUUUAACCGCACCGCGUUCAACACCCUUAAUUUGGAUCACUCCUUACAAUACAUGACAUCAAGUUUGGUCGACAUUCAAAACCAUUAGUUUUAACCAACACGAAAGAAAUUCAGCACAUUUUGGAUUAUAAAAGUGCUCCUGGUUUUGUUUUCGCUGCUUCCACGCACUGACUUAUGACGGCAGACUUGGCACGUUGGAGCCUUGAGACGCAGCCGAUUAUCUCCAUGUGUGGGUACCAACAAAACCGACGCACACCCGAAGACCGAGUGGUGCCCGAGAACUUGAAGUCUACCGGCGAUAAAAUGGCGGACGCUCGCAUCGUCGUCCUCGGCGAAAAGAAAGUCGGAAAAUCGGCUGUGACCGUAAGAUUUCUCACAAGGCGAUAUAUCGGCGAGUACGAAAGCAAUAUCGAUCUUUUGUACAAGCAAACUGUCCUUCAGCAUGACAUGCAGAUGAACAUGGAAGUCCUAGACACAUGCACCAGGACUGACCUGAUGAAAAACCGAGAUGAUCACAUCCGCUGGGGCAACGGAUUCGUUCUGGCAUACAGCGUCUGUAAUCGCGAAACAUUCCGUCCCAUCGAAGGUCAAAUCCGCUACCUACAACGCUGCAAAUCACCCUGCUCCAUCCCGAUCGCCAUCGUCGCCAACAUGGUUGACCUCGAACACAGACGGGAGGUCAAUCCCGAGGAAGGUCGUGACCUCGCCGACGAGUACGGAUGCCAUUUUUUCGAGGUGUCGGCCGCUGAGGGCAGCAUGGACAUUCGCGAGGCAUUCCUGACGAUACUACGCGAGCUGCACGAAUCGAAGAAGUCCAAUUUACAAAUGAAGCGCAGACGCAGUAGCGUCACGCGGAAUGUGGCCAAUAAGGUGAUGCAAGCUGUGUUUGGAUCGCCGAGAAGGUCACGGAAGAUUUCGCUACCUUGACACACCAAGUGGUUAUCAUGAGGUGAUCAUCGGGGGAUCAUGUGAUAAUUUUCAAUGUCUUAUGUUGCAACCAUGUGUUUUUCAUGACUGCAUUUUGCAUAAUCUUUGAAAGGUCAUUUGAACCACGUGCGGACAGCAUGGCGACCACGAGCUGACGUCGUGAUUAUGCAUUGACCCCACAGGGUAUACAAUCGCCCUUGUUAUAACAUAUCAUGUGGAUAUUUUGGCGUCAUGUGUCUAUUCCUUUGAAUGAUCGAUGUUAAACUUUGAAUGUUUUCAUGUUUGAUUUUUGUUCAUGCGGUCAGAAUCCAUGGCCGAAAGUUGUCAAAAAAUGGUCAAAAAACUCGAACGGUGGACUUUGACGAGAAACUUAAGUCAAAACAA